This is a messenger RNA of Acanthosepion pharaonis, 1407 nucleotides long. The record is from the annotation of a GenBank genome assembly. NCBI's taxonomy places the organism in Eukaryota, Metazoa, Mollusca, Cephalopoda, Sepiida, Sepiidae.
AUGGUUUUUCUCCCUUUUUUGUAUUUUGCUUUUUAUUUUUUACUCUCUCUCUCCCCUCCCACUCUUUUCUCCUUUCUUCUCCCCUCCCACUCUUUUCUCCUUUCUUCUCCCCUCCCUCUUUUCUCCUUUCUUCUCCCCUCCCACUCUUUUCUCCUUUCUUCUCCCCUCCCACUCUUUUCUCCUUUCUUCUCCCCUCCCACUCUUUUCUCCUUUCUUCUCCCCUCCCACUCUUUUCUCCUUUCUUCUCCCCUCCCACUCUUUUCUCCUUUCUUCUCCCCUCCCACUCUUUUCUCCUUUCUUCUCCCCCCCCUCUUUUCUCCCUUUCUUCUCCCUCCCACUCUUUUCUCCUUUCUUCUCCCCUCCCACUUUUCUCCUUUCUUCUCCCUCCCACUCUUUUCUCCUUCAGUCCUCCCCUCCCUCUCUCUCGUCCCCCCUCUCUUUCCUCCCUCUCCCUUCAGUCCUCUCAUUUCUCCUUUUUUCCCCUCACUUCUCUCCCUCCCUCAAACUCUAUUCUCCUCUUCUACCUGCCCCUCUCUCGUACCCCCUCCUCCCCUUCCUACCCUCCCUCUUCCAUCCCUCUCUUUUUACUCUCUACCCCUCUCCUCAAACCUCUCAUUUUCCUUCUCUUCUACCUCCCACUCUCUAGUAUCCCUCUCUUUCUCCAUCCCACCCUCCAUCUGCUAUCCCUCUCUCUUUUCCUCUCUCUCCUUUCGCUGUCUUCUCUUGUGCUCUCUCUUUCUUGUCAACUUCCUUUUUUUUGUUCCUUUUCUUCUUUUGAACGUUUUUUUCUUUUUUUUCCUUUUUCUCUUUUUCUCUUUUUUUUUCCUUUUUCUCUUUUUCUCUUUUUUUUUCCUUUUUCUCUUUUUCUCUUUUUUUUUUUUUUUCUUUUUUUUCCUUUUUCUUUUUUUUCCCUUUUUCUUUUUUUUUUUUUUUUCCUUUUUUUUUUCUUUUUUUCCUUUUUCUCUUUUCUCUUUUUUUCCUUUUUCUCUUUUCUCUUUUUUUUCCUUUUCUUUUUUUUUUUUCCUUUUUCUCUUUUUCUUUUUUUUCCUUUUUUCUUUUUCUCUUUUUUUCCUUUUCUCUUUUUUUUUUUCUUUUUUUCUUUUUUUUUUUUUUUUUCCUUUUUCUUUUUUUUUUCCUUUUUCUCUCCUUUUUUUUUUUUCCUUUUUCUUUUCUCUUUUUUUCCUUUUUUCUUUUUUUUUCCUUUUCUCUUUUCUUUUUUUUUUUUUUCUUUUUUUUUUUCUCUUUUUUUUUCCUUUUUUCUUUUUUUCCUUUUCAUCUUUUUCUUCCUUUUUUUUUUUUCCUUUUCUUUUUUCUCUUUUCGUUUUCUUUCCUUUUUCCCUUUUUUCUUUUUUCCCUUUUCUCUUUUUUCCCUCUUUCUUUCUAGAAGCUUUAAAGAGUUAUGGUUAA